CUGCCAUUGUUUCGUGCAAUAUUAACUCGCAGAGGCCCGGGAUGUUUAUUAGCUCACAGACAACACCUCGCUGUUCGCCGACCGUCAGGGUCACACUGCAAAAAGCAUACAAUUAAUCCCCUGGGUAGCCGGACUGGGCGAUGGUUGCUGUGCUCUUGUUUUGAGAACGAUUCAGACACUGGUGUCAGCCAAUAAUAUGCCCCGGCCCAUCAAGACCACAGAGUGGGUGUGGUUUCUCGCGCUCGUCACCCCGCCCACAUUCCUGUCCUCCCUUUUCAUUGGUCCCACUCGGGGUCAGGAACUGUCUAAUCACGUGCCGGCAGAGGAGCCGCACCAAGGCAAUGGGUCAGAGGGGGCGUGGGACGCCACUGAUGAAGGAGGGUCUUGGAGGCUGUCCCCCUUGGGGGAAGCCCUGGAGGAGCAGGGCUAUUACCUGCACAGGCUCUUCCUGCAGUAUGGCGAGAAUGAGACGCUGUCCUUCACUGGGCUGCAGUCGCUCCUGGGCAGCCUGGGCCUGGGGGAGGUGAGUGUCCUCGAGAUCAGUCACUCAGGCCCCCAGCACCGCCAGAGGCUGGCACCCUCUCACUCGCACCCGCGCCCAGCGGACCGCCAGGAAGACCAGCCCUCCCGUCACCCCCAGACGCAGCGCCUGGCACACCUGGACAGGAGCUGGCUGUCCAAGGGAGCGGAUCACGUGAGUGUGUGGCAGGAACUGCCUGCUGGCAGCACCAUAGAGGGACAAGGUGGGCUGCAGAAGAGCGGGAUGGGAGUGGAGCACCCUGGGAUAGCUACAGACAUCCACCCCAGAGCUGGAGGUCCAGGGACCUCUGGGAAGCCCGCUGUCUUUGAUCACCCAACAGAGACCCAUCUCCAUGGCAAUUGCCUGAAUGUCACUCAGCUCCUGGGAAACUUUGGUCUGGGGGAGGAGUCCUACAUCACUCCCGCCCACUUCACCUUUUUAUGCCCCGCCCUACUGUAUCAGAUUGACAGCCGUGUCUGUAUCCACCACCCCGAGGAGGAGGGGCGUUCAUCAUCAGAGGGGGGCGUGUCUUUCCUGAGGGCUCUGGGCUGGGGCUCCCUGGCACUCACAGUCAUCAGUCUACCCUCUCUCCUGGCUCUGGGCGUGGUGCCCAUCCUGUCCCCUCGCCAUCUGCGCGUCCUGCUGUGCCCUCUGUGUGCCCUGGCGGUGGGGACACUGUGCGGAGACGCCCUCCUGCACCUCCUGCCUCACGCACAGCAGGGGUCUCUGUCCGCCUCAGAGCUGCAGGACUCUGUGCUGAAGGGGCUGUGUGCUCUUGGGGGGAUGUACUUCCUCUUCCUUGUCGAGAGUCUUCUGGGAGUGCAGCGCCACCGCAGGGCUCACAGAAAGAACACCAAGAAGAGGGAGCAUUCUGGCUCUCUCCAAGAGGGGGCGCCAGAGAGAGAGCAGCUGGCACUGCAGGAGAGCCAGGGCCAGGCAGAGCAAGGACACGCCCAUUCACACGGCGGCCCGGCCCAGGGGAAUGCUGGGAUUGCUAGUCUGGUCUGGAUGGUGAUCAUGGGAGAUGGGAUUCACAACCUGACUGAUGGACUGGCCAUUGGAGCUGCCUUCUCCCAGAGCGUGACAGGGGGACUCAGCACCUCACUUGCGGUCUUCUGCCACGAGCUGCCCCACGAACUGGGUGACCUGGCUGUACUGCUGGGGGCCAGCUGGCCUGUGCGCAGGGUGCUAGUGUUCAGUCUGCUCUCGGCAGCACUGGGCUUCCUGGGGCUGCUAGGGGGCGCCGCACUCAGCCACCACUCCUCCCAGCUCUCCCCAUGGGUGUUCGCUGUCACCGCAGGGGUCUUCCUGUAUGUGGCACUCACCGACAUGGUGCCCGAGAUGCUGCACGGAGACCACGGUCCAACCGACGCCCUGACACGCCUCUUCCUGCAGCACCUGGGCCUUCUGACAGGGGGCGCCCUCAUGCUGUGCAUCGCUCUCUUCGAGGACAAGAUCGCCAUCGAGCCCGGAGCCUUCUGAGCAGCAGGACGCGUCGAGCACGAAAUGCUACAUAUCGGACUUUCCGAAACGGAAACACGGAGCUCCCAACAGGAGACUCAAAACCGCUCGUCUCAGGGGCUGGCGUUUUCUACAUAAAAAUCAACUGCAGUCUCCCGUCUUAAAAUCCAGUUUACUUUACUGGUAUGUGUGUCUGACGGAACGUGAAUAAUGUUUAGUUAUGAAAGUUACAUUUUUCAUAAAAUUAAUAUUAAAAACAAGAAGAAAGAGGCAUUUCUCUUGCAUGUCAUAAAGACAUUCAUUUGGUCAGUACUGUUAUUUAAUAUGAUGGGAUUUUAAAUGGUUGCCCUACUGAUUUAAUGUUAGUACAUUAAAAAAAAAAACAUU
Molecule: messenger RNA, 2368 nt
Organism: Lepisosteus oculatus (spotted gar)
Lineage: Eukaryota; Metazoa; Chordata; Actinopteri; Semionotiformes; Lepisosteidae
Gene: slc39a5
Product: solute carrier family 39 member 5
Biological process (GO): zinc ion import across plasma membrane; intracellular monoatomic cation homeostasis
Cellular component (GO): plasma membrane
Molecular function (GO): monoatomic cation:bicarbonate symporter activity; zinc ion transmembrane transporter activity
Source: RefSeq, a predicted model, not a curated record